Molecule: messenger RNA, 1131 nt
Organism: Trematosphaeria pertusa
Lineage: Eukaryota; Fungi; Ascomycota; Dothideomycetes; Pleosporales; Trematosphaeriaceae
Exons: 2
Coding region: 1-1131 (376 amino acids)
Biological process (GO): regulation of transcription by RNA polymerase II
Molecular function (GO): DNA-binding transcription activator activity, RNA polymerase II-specific; zinc ion binding
Source: RefSeq, a predicted model, not a curated record
AUGCCACGGCUGGGUUCCAAGAAGUCGAGGAGUGGGUGUCAGCAGUGCAAGAUCCGACGCGUCAAGUGCGACGAGAACCGCCCAUGCUCCAAUUGCGCCAGAUACAACGCCGAGUGUAGUCUCCUGCACACGCCAUCUCCAGGCCCGCGAGCAACCCAGGUGGAAGUAGGGCGAACACCGUCGCACGCGAAUGGAGCCGCGUCACAUCCUUCGACGCCUUCCAAUGGAGCAUCAAACUCACCAACCCCACCCAGCGAUGCCACUGUCAAUGACAUCCGCCCCCCACCCGCGCCUGCAGACCUUGCGACCGGAGGAUGGAUGGAAGACCUCGAGCUGAUGCACCACUACACAGCACACGCUUUUCUUACAAUGCCUGGCGUGGAGCAAGCUAAACAAAUCUGGGGCUAUGCGGUACCACAAGAGGCGUUCAAGCACAGAUUCUUGAUGCACACCAUCCUAGCCUUUUCAUCCAACCACCUGGCACACAUCAACCCUUCUCGCAGCCAUCACUAUCGCCUCCUCGCUUCGACGCAUCAGGCGGCGGCCCUAACCGGCCUGAACACGAACCUUUCGGUCGGCAACCUUAAUCCGGAGAAUUGCCAUGCCUUGUUCGCAGGUGCAUCGUUGGUCACGCUGAACGCUUUCGCGGAUGCGGAUGCGCACAGCCUCAAUGCCCUUCUCGAUAUUUUUCAACUACUUCGGGGCAUGAACAUGAUCCUCUCCACGACGGAGCCCUUCAUUGAGAAAGGUCCACUAUCCGUCAUCUUGAAACCGCUUCCGACCCCGCCGAAGCCGUCCCCUCUGAUAUCAAGUUUCCUUGUAGAUGUCCAAGCGGCAGCCUAUCGUUCCCAUCCAACUUGUCCAGACGAACGCACCCGAAUCGCCGCUGAUUUACUAGGAGGAGCCCUUCAACACGGUAUCGAAUACUCAGGGCAUCCAGCGUUACGCGCCGUGUUCCUAUGGCCCAUCAGGCUGGAAAACGAGUACAUAGAUGCCUUGAAGGCUAGGACCGAGCCAUCGGUCAUAAAUCUCUUUCGCCAGUACUGCCGGAUUCUGGAGUAUGCGGGCACCGACUGGUGGUUUCUAUCCGGUUGGCGAAAUGUCUCACAACAGAUUCUGCUUCAAUCAUGA